AUGAGUAAGGUGGUAGAUCUGGAUAUUUUUGCCAUUAAACUUCUGAAUAGAGCCAAGAAGACUUUUAGANUCCACAAGCACAGGGACAUUGCUGGUGGAAAGAGGAAAACCACAGAGCACUUCACAGGUGCUGGUCUUCUGGACUAUGAGGAUGGUAGAGUUGACAGUUCCGGAAAAAUCACAUUAUCUCCUGUGGUUAUACUUCCAGGUUACAUGGAUGGAGAACUUGCAAAAAUAUCAGUUACCAAAGACCCGGUUCUAAAAAAUAGAGGCACUACAAAGUCUAAGAUUGGCCAAGAAGAAGACAAGGAAGCACUGAAGAAGGAAAUAUUAUUCACAGAUUCUGAUGAGUCCUUCACAUCAAUGUGCAAAACUGAGUCCAAAAGCAAAGCAAAAGGCAUUGCGUUGGAGAAAGACAAGAUAAGAACAGAGGUCAAGGUUAAGGAGAGUGACACCGGAAUACUGAAAACACAGGAAGCCCAAGAGAAGGAGAGGGACAUGGGGAUGCCAAAAAGACAGGGAGCCCAAAUUAGGAAGAGUAAAGUUGGGAUACCGCAAGGCCGGGGAGCCCAAGUGAGGAAGAGUGAGGCCGAGAUACCGCAAGGCGGGGAAGCCCAAGUGAGGAAGAGUGAGGCCGAGAUACCGCAAGGCCGGGAAGCCCAAGUGAAAAAUGAGAGUUCUGAAGAUGAAGGAAAGCAGAGCAAAGAAAAGGGAGAUGCUGAAAGGAACAUAGAUACAAAACAAAAUGAUGCCAAAAACAAGAAAGCUCUCUCUGGUCCAUCUAUAGAAACUACCCUGUAUUUUCGACAUAACUUCAAACUUGCAGUAAAAAUAUUUUCAUUCCUACUAGGUCAUUGA
This is a messenger RNA of Hipposideros armiger (great roundleaf bat), 858 nucleotides long. RefSeq names its product testis expressed basic protein 1 (gene TSBP1). The record is from RefSeq and is a predicted model, not a curated record. Lineage: Eukaryota; Metazoa; Chordata; Mammalia; Chiroptera; Hipposideridae. The transcript is spliced from 6 exons. The coding region runs from base 1 to 858 and encodes 285 amino acids.